AUGCACUUCACCCCCGUCCUCCUCGCAACCCUCGCCUCUAUGGCCUCUGCCCUACCAGCCCCCAUCGUCGAGACCGUCACUGACGCAGCGGGCGUCGCUGUCGCGGUUCCCGAUGUCGACGCUCUCGACCUCCCUGUCAACGUCAAUGUCCGGCAUCUCGCGGGGCCUGAACUCGAUGCUGAGGUUGUUGAUGUCGAUGCCGAGGUUGAGGAUGUUGCGGUCGUUGUGCCUGUUGGCAUUAACGUCCGCGCCUUGCCGGACGUCCCAGUGCCGCUCCCAAACGUCGACGUCCCCGUCGCUCCUAUCCCGCAAGUCAAAGUCCCAUCUAUCCCCGUCCCUGCGGUCCCAAGCACCAAGGAUCUAGGCGUUGACGGCCUUGUCCCUGAGUUGCCCGGUGGCCUGAACGUCCGAUCCGUCGCAAUCCCUGACGUCCCAGUUCCUGAUCUCCCGACAGCCGGUACCUCAGCGAACGUGAACGUGAACGUCAGAUCCCGCGCCACCGAUGCCAACGCCAACGCCGAUGCCGAUGCCGAUGCCGAUGCCGAUGCCCUGAUCGGCCUCCCCGCAAACCUCCGCGCCGGCGUCACGGACGAGGUUGAGAUGCCGGAGGUGGAACUGGGUGUUCAUGGCCGCGCCCUCCCUGUUGACCUCCCGAGCACGGCUGGACUUGUCCCCGGCGGACUCCCUGAGCUUCCGGCUGUGUCGGAGAUUUCUGAUGUCCCAGAGGUGCAGGUGUCCAAUGUGCCCGAGGUCCCGGGGUUGCCUGAGGUCCAGGUCCCGAAGGUGGCUGAGUUGCCGGUUGAUGUUCCUGCGGUCCCGGCUGUUGGGAAUGUUGUUUGA
Molecule: messenger RNA, 840 nt
Organism: Aspergillus mulundensis
Lineage: Eukaryota; Fungi; Ascomycota; Eurotiomycetes; Eurotiales; Aspergillaceae
Exons: 4
Coding region: 1-840 (279 amino acids)
Source: RefSeq, a predicted model, not a curated record